Fomitiporia mediterranea MF3/22 is the source of this 1275-nucleotide messenger RNA. RefSeq names its product alpha/beta-hydrolase. The record is from RefSeq and is a predicted model, not a curated record. Lineage: Eukaryota; Fungi; Basidiomycota; Agaricomycetes; Hymenochaetales; Hymenochaetaceae. Gene Ontology annotation, biological process: lipid metabolic process. Bases 1 to 1212 code for a protein of 403 amino acids. The transcript is spliced from 2 exons.
AUGCUGCAGCUGACGAGUCGCUCUCUACCGUGGAUCAGAAGAAAACGCCAGCAUGACCAUGAGCUCCAAGAAGCAGACAUAAUAACGUACAAACUCGAGAAAGUUCCUAAUUUUCGCUGGGUAGCGAAACACUUCGGGAAACGGUCCGAAGUCACACUCUCUUCAAAAGAUCUCGUGUCGAACACGCUGCAGAACGAAAUCUCGAAGAUUGGCCAGUUUGCGGAGGUCGCAUAUGGUGCGUACGAUGCGAACCUCGUUUGGCGAUAUCUCGAGGAGCUAUCGAAGCCGGAUUUCCCUUUCGAAUUACACGAUGCGCUUCGCAGUGCGAAACUCAUGCACGUUCUCCGUGGACGAUAUUCAGACGUACAGGGAUUAAUUGCAUUGCGCGAAAAGGAAAAACAGCUAGUUGUAGCAUUUUCUGGGACUUGCAACAUUUCACAGGCUUUACAUGAUAUCAAUGCGCUGAGGUCCAAAUACUCGCCUUGUCGAAAGUCCCGAUUUGGAAUGGUCAAAGUCCAUGCUGGUUUCUGGAGGUUAUAUCGUGGUAUCAGACGCACGACGCUUGAGAAUCUACAAAACUGCCUGCAAUUGUGUUCAGAAAAGGAGUUGCCUAUUGAAGAGAUUGUUGUAACUGGGCACAGUCUUGGGGGCGCACUCGCUCUAUUGUUUAUCAUGGAUCUCCUGAAUGAGGAUUUCUACUCCAAAUAUUUGGCAGGAAAAAAGCUCCUUCGCGAAGGCUGGAGAGUUUCCCUCGUAAUUUUCGGAGCACCGAGAGUGGGAAAUGCUGCGUUUGCAGAGCUGUAUCGUGAUUCAACGGCCAGAUUUAGAGAAAAACACGGAGAAGAUCAGCUGUGCGAGUACUCUGUGAAGGCGUAUAAUGAUGGUGUCACAGCACUUCCAUCAUUAGGACUUGGCUACCGACAUGCUUUGAUCUCAGUGCUGUACCUUUACCGAGGGUGCCUUUAUCAUACGCCUGCAUCAGAGUAUGAAUGCUCAAAGUUCAAUGUCGCCCACGACAAGGAUAGCCACACAGAUUUAUCGCCCCAGUUUCCUCUCGGAGGCCAUAACUACUAUAACGGGCGAGAUCUCGAGAAGACGGUGCGUCGCAUGGCAUGGAUCGCAAAAGCUAGGAAGAAGGACCUUGAUGAAUCCUGGAAGGAGCGGUAUAUGAAAGAAGUUGAGCAGGAGAAAAGGAAAUUGAAUAGACAUUAGAAAAAGAUGGGAUAUUGACAGAGAAGAAAAGGAUCAAGGAGAUGACGUCCGAAUCAAGUUAUA